UCUUAUUAUCUUGUUGUUGCCGCUCUCUUCUCUCGUCUUGUUUACCUUGCCGCCGCCACCGAAGAAAAAAAUCACUCCAACCACCUAAGAUGGCUGAAGAAUACGACGACGGCCCAUAUUCUACUCAUGACAGUGGUGAUGACAGUGAUGAUGAUCUGAUGGAUAGUGGUGAUGAUAGUGAUGAUGAUUUAAUGGAUACUGGUAAUGAUAGUCAUGUUGAUGAUCUAAUGGAUAGUCAAGUAAACUUAGCAGCUAUCAUGAAAAAGUUAAAGUCCGGUGAAGAUGUUAAAGAUGCACUCGUUUAUGGACUGGAUUCUAUGAAGAGCGAAGAGGGUCGACGCAUGGCAAAAAUCAGGUCGUUAUUGGGACUUCAGGAUGGAAGUACUUCUGCUCCACCUUUGGAUGAUAUACCUAUGCCAGAAUCACUUUUGAGGGAAGAUGAUGUCUCAUACGAGAAUAUGAAGGCAUCGGUCGAAAAAUGUUUUGCAUUACCAAGUUUUGAAGGAGAUGGUUAUGUGGUACAUCGCUUUCUGUUUCUUUUGGACAGCAAAGACAUACUUCAAGAUGUUAAAAAGCAUCUAAGGUCCAUUAUUCAGUCUAUGAGUUGCACGGGUCUGCUGCGGUUUGCCAAUAUAGUUACAGGAGGCUCAGUCUCAUAUGAGAAAACUCGUUUCAAGAUGAGAAAGAUUAUUCUGGAAUAUUUGAAGGAGAUAUUACAGAACCCUAAGCAUAAAAACCGUAAAAGAUUUAUUGAAGAAUUACCUAAACUUCUUAAGAACCCAUCUAACUUCCACAUAACUAGUCAUGUGCAAGUUGUAGACCCUGCUUACUUUUCUCAUCACAGUGCUGCAAGGAAGAUACUGGAAGGCCUCGAAGAAAUGAGUUUUCAGUUAUUGUCUGCAAUGUCUAGGAGGCUUAAAGGUGAAGUGAAAGAACCUAAGUUUGGUGAUAAAUUGAAGUAUAAACAGAAACCCAAUUUAAUUACACAAGUGAGAAAUGAGCUUUGUAAAGUUAGGGCAGGAGAGGAACUUCCCAUAGGGUUGGCUAAAGCAAUGUCUGUUGCUGUUUUGGGCCUUAGAAUGAAAUUGGACAAUCCGGAAAUAUUUAUCCCUGAGCUUUGUGGUUCCAAUGCUUAUAGACCAAUACAUGGGGAUCUUCUUAAGUGUAUUGGAAUUCUCAAUGGCACCAAACUCAAAAACUUGGUUGACGACACUGUAGAGAAGUUGAGAACUAUAUUGGAUCCAAUAAAUGACUCUAAAGUGAAACCGCAACAAUUCCAAGAUGCCUUAAAAAGAUGGCUGAUUGAGCACCUUUUUGAGUACAGUGAGCUUGCGAAGACCCCAGAUUCAGUAGUGAAAACUGUUAAGAUCAUCAAACAAAUGCAUCAUGAACGAGCUAUAUGCAACAAAAACGAGCAAGCUAAGAAAGAGGUAGAGAUUGUAGGAGAUCUUAGUGCUCAGUAUAAGCAAAUUAUGCUGGAUAAAAUUUGUGACCAUAAUAUAGAUGAUGAUUACAACGAUGCAUACUUUAAGGAUAUCGAAGUGAAUAGUUAUGAUGAGUAUGAUAAUUUGUUAAAGUAUGGAGGUAAUCACAGUGAUGAAAGUGUUGGGGAAUGCGAAGCAGAUGGUUCUGUAUUGCCUGAAUCAACUAGUGGUGAAAAUGCUUUUACACUGGAAGACGUGGGACAAGAUGGAGCUGGCGAGGAGCAGAAACAUGUGAAUAAAUACCUUACAAUACAAGCUGUAUUGCCUGAAUCAACUAGUGGUGAAAAUGCUUUUACACUGGAAAACGUGGGACAAGAUUCAAGCGAUGGAGCUGGCGAGGAGCAGAAACAUGUGAAUAAAUACCUUACAAUACAAGAAAUUUGUGAUGAGAGAAGUUUGGGAGCACAUAGUCUUAUUGGUCGUUUACUUGAAAAACUUUUGGAUGAAGAAGGUGCGGAGCUGGAUGAAAGUAAAAGGUUGUAUUUAAGAAGAGGUCGGUCUGAUCAUCAAGAAGAGUGUGCGGGUUCCCUUCAUAAAAAAAGGAAAAAAAAGAAGAAGAUUGUGCAGGUACCAGAAGAUGAGAGCAUCGGAUUAUAAAAGAAAAGAAGUUAACGCUCUGAGGCGUGCGCCCUACAAAUAGAGAAUUUCUGGGGGAAAUGACCUUCUCAGCAUUAGCUAGAGACGUGAUGCAGGCUGAAGCUUUGGUUUUGCUUAAAGCUUUGGAAUGGAUUAUAGAUCUAAAGCUUCAAACAGUCAUCAUAGAAGGAGAUAAUCAAGUUGUUAAAAGUUGUAAUGGUACGACUGAAGAUUUUCCCUAGGAAGAUCAAAGUUUGAUUUUAGAGUGUCAGGGAGUCCGUUGUAGUUUAAGUUGGUGUGUUGUUUCUUUUAAAAGAAGGGAUUGCAACCAUGCGGCAGGUUUGCUGGCAAAACAUGCUAGAAAAAGUAUCUGUAGUCAGGUCUGGUGGAAUGAUCCACCUAAUGUCAUCAGUGAAGUCCUGCUUAGAGAGAGUAGUUUGAGUUCUUAAGUCUGUUCAUUGUAGCCUUUAGUCAGGCUUUCUCUAUUUGUAUUGUUCUCUCUCUUUUGAUUAUUGAGACAUCAUUUUUCUGUUA
Messenger RNA from Papaver somniferum (opium poppy), 2594 nucleotides. RefSeq lists its product as uncharacterized. NCBI's taxonomy places the organism in Eukaryota, Viridiplantae, Streptophyta, Magnoliopsida, Ranunculales, Papaveraceae. The coding region runs from base 90 to 2081 and encodes 663 amino acids. The record is from RefSeq and is a predicted model, not a curated record. The transcript has 7 exons.